Molecule: messenger RNA, 1578 nt
Organism: Fusarium keratoplasticum
Lineage: Eukaryota; Fungi; Ascomycota; Sordariomycetes; Hypocreales; Nectriaceae
Product: Galactokinase
Exons: 2
Coding region: 1-1578 (525 amino acids)
Biological process (GO): carbohydrate phosphorylation; galactose metabolic process
Cellular component (GO): cytosol; cytoplasm
Molecular function (GO): galactokinase activity; ATP binding
Source: RefSeq, a predicted model, not a curated record
AUGUCUCGCUCCGUCCCCGUCGCAAACGCUCUCGCUGACAUCUACCCUCCGGCCUCUCUCGCGACCGAAGCACCACGAUGGAAUCACCUCCUCACCAAGUUUGAGUCCGUAUAUGGACAUCCAGCUACUUUUGUUGCUCGCUCACCUGGCCGAGUCAACAUUAUCGGCGAGCACAUUGACUACUCCCUCUACUCGGUGCUCCCCAUGGCCAUCACCGCCGACGCCCUCCUGGCCGUGUCUCACACCCCCGUCGCCGACGACGCCAAGACAUUCCGCAUCCGCAUCGCUAAUGUGGAGGACAAGUUUGAGGCCAGGGACUUUGAGAUUCCUAUCGACGGAGACGUGACGAUCGAUGCGACAAAACUGGAGUGGACGAAUUACUUCAAGAGUGGGCUUCGAGGUGUGCUUGGUUUGUUGAGGAAGAAGCAUGGAGCUGGAUUCAGACCUUGCAAUAUGGAGCUCCUCAUGGACGGGACAGUUCCCGUCGGUGGAGGAUUGAGCUCGAGUGCUGCUGUGGUGAGCACCAGUUCGUUGGCUAUCUUGCUGGCCAACGGCGAGAAGGAGGUGGACAAGAAGGAAUUGACAGAGCUCGCCAUCGUCAACGAGCGUGCCGUAGGAGUCAACUCAGGAGGCAUGGAUCAGGCCGCCUCUGUUUUCUCUGAGAAAGGCGCAGCCCUCUUUGUCUCGUUCAGCCCAAGCCUCGAGGCUCGACCUGUCAAGUUUCCCCCUACACACCCAGAGCUCUGCUUUGUUAUCGUGCAGUCCUUUGUCACAUCCAACAAGCAGGUUACAGGUCCGAUUCACUACAACCUGCGUGUAGUCGAGUGCAGCAUGGCUGCGGCUUAUCUUAAUGCUGUCCUUAACCCUCCGGGCACUCAGCUACCAGAGGACGCGGGUCCCUUGGGUAUUAGUCUGCAGGGUUUCCAUGAGACCUUCUUCUACCAUCUUAACGGCUCAGACUACGCAGCUGCCAAGAGUGUUACUAAGGAGGAGGAGCUUAAGAAGUUGAUCGAGGUGACAAAGAACACUCUGACACAGGAGGAGGGUUAUACGCGAGAGGAGGUGGCCAAGGUGCUCAACAUCACGGUCGAAGAGCUUGAAGCCCGCUUCAUGUCCCGCCUCCCAGUCCGGGCUGAACGCUUCAAGCUCCGUCAGCGUGCCCUGCACGUCUUCACAGAGGCCCUCCGUGUCCUCCACUUCAUGGCUCUCCUCGAGAACCCCGUCCACACGGGCGCAACCGACACAACACCCUUCAACAAGGAACUCGGCCACCUCCUCAACGAAACGCAUGUGUCUUGCCGUGACCUAUUCCAGUGCAGCUGCCCCGAGCUUGACGAGAUCUGCAACAUCUCGCUGCGGUCCGGAGCUUACGGUGCACGGGUUACCGGCGCGGGAUGGGGAGGUUGCAGCGUGCACCUCGUUCCGGCGGACAAGGUCGAGGCUGUUACAGAAGCGUUGGAGAAGGAGUACUUUUCCAAGCGGGAACUUACAGAGGAGCAGAGGAAGGGGGCCGUUGUCGUGAGCCGGCCCGCGACGGGAAGUGCAAUUUACUAUAUUCAGGACGGUGUAAAGCCAUAA